This is a messenger RNA of Oikopleura dioica, 2175 nucleotides long. NCBI's taxonomy places the organism in Eukaryota, Metazoa, Chordata, Appendicularia, Copelata, Oikopleuridae. The record is from the annotation of a GenBank genome assembly.
AUGGGAUCAUUCUGGAAAAAAUGGAAGAACCUUAUCAUUGGUCUAUGCAUUGGAACAACGAUAGCUGGCCUUGGUUUUGGUCUCGGAUUCGGCUUGACAAGAGAAUCAUGCGAUAAAGAUGAGACCACAACAACCACGUCGCCAAUUUCAACGACGACUCAAACUACAACGACUACUCCAACAACAACAACGACUCCAACUCCAACGACUCCUCCGCCAACGAAGAACUCUGUCGACAUUUUAACAAAAGGGGGCUACAUUCGUGGUUACACCUGGUUCGAAGAGGGUGACGACGAUCCUGGUCUUGGCGAUCCAGCACGACUUGUGAACAAUGAGCACUAUAGUAUAGUAUUUAAAGGCAUUCCAUACGCAUUACCGCCAGAGGGUGAGUACAGAUGGAAAAGCCCGCGCCCCAUUAAGACAUGGGGAUAUCACAAUGCUAGGUAUUACGCACCGUUUUGUGCACAAGGUGAUAGCAGCUACGCUCCCAUCAGUAAAGAAGACUGUCUCUUCUUGAACAUUUUCGUCUCAAAAGAAUCUUUCGAAAAGGGGCGUAAAAUACCUGUGGCCAUUUGGUUCCACGGUGGAGCCUUUGCAGGUGGAGCAGGAGGAAAUCCACUUUACGAUGCAAGAUUUGUGGCGCCAAUGAUGGACAUGGUCGUCGUUACCGUCAACUACAGACUUGGUCCUUUUGGCUUCAUGGCGUUGGAGAAGACAGAAGAGGGUGAGACUACUAAUGCUAAUUGGGGAUUCUUGGAUCAGCAAGAGUCGAUUCGGUGGGUCAGGGAACACAUUGAUGCGUUCGGAGGAGACCCGGAAAAAAUCAUGAUUUUUGGACAAUCAGCAGGCGGGGUCAGCACACUCUUGCACUUGCUUCACUCAAGUGACAUGAUAAAUAGUGUUGUAUCACAUUCGAAUCCCCUCGCGAUCCCGAUGAAAGAAAAUUGGGAAGGACAAAAGCAAGCUUGGCAAUUCGCCGACACUGCUGGCUGCAUCAAUGAUCAGAUAACAUCACCUGAAGAUAGAAAUGCAUGUCUUCGUGCACUAGAUAAGGAUGCUGUGAUGCGAGUUCGUCGCCAAAUGCCACAGUUAGUCAAUCCCGAUCGACUUUUUACUCUUGCUAUGAAGUUUUUGCCCAUGGUUGACAAUAGUAUCAUGCACAGACAGCCCUUUUGGGAUCUCGUCGAGGGAAAAUACAACAAGAACAUCAAUAUCAUGGCUGGGUCCGUGGAGCACGAAACGGAAAUAUACGUAAGAUCUGUUUGGGGAAGUCCUAUCAGCGGUGCCGAGGCAACUGCUGGAGUUCGAGCUAUUGUUCAUGACCAAGAAAAAUUUGACAAGAUUAUGGAUCGAUACGACGUAAUCUGUAACACACCAGGUUAUGAUCCGAAUGAUCCUAAAUGGGGAAAUACAACAUCAGAUUUUAAUCCAAAGGAAUGCAUCGAUAGUCUCUGUGGGGCUCUUGGCAUUUGCGAGGGUGUUGCUGGCGCACCUGCUCUAUCUCUCAUUGAAGGAGUUUGCAACGGCAUCUCUGACGCGCCCUGUCUGCAAAAAGGCCCAAAACAUGAUGAUCGUGAUGUCAUUGAAGAGCCGGCAACCGACUGGGUUUUCACAUGCCCACUGCGCAAGUUUUAUAAAGAACACAAUGCCAAAAAUCUGUACGCAUAUCACUUCCGUGCUGGAAUGCCUAUUGACUUUGCCCAUUUUCCACAUGGUGGUUUCAGAACCUAUGAUAGGUGCCACAUCGUCUCCUGCCAUGCUGCCGACUUGCAAUAUACAUUCGAAGCUGAAGAAAGCCUGAACUGUACUUAUAUCAAUGCGGAAAAUAGUGAAUUCAUGCAGUGCGAUUCGGAUGGAAACCCAUUUGGAACAAUGCCAUUCAAAGAAUACAAACUCAUGGAAAGAUACAUGCAUCGAUAUUGGGGAAAUUUUGUUCGAAACGGCGACCCUAACGAUCAAAGCGGUGCUUGGUACCCGAAAAUAAUCCAAGAUAUUUACGAUUCUGACCCAGAUCUGCCAGAAUGGAAGAGCUUCAAUGACGGAAAUACGUAUAUGCACUUUGGAUACAACGAGCUCACCCCUAACAAUGAACGAUUGGUUACGCGCAGCGAAAGUGGAUUCAAAACUGAAACUUGCGACUUCUGGGAUGGUCUAGAUCUAUAUGCAAACAGAUAA